This is a messenger RNA of Drosophila miranda, 4933 nucleotides long. Its product is annotated as pleckstrin homology-like domain family B member 2. The transcript has 11 exons. The record is from RefSeq and is a predicted model, not a curated record. The coding region runs from base 270 to 4160 and encodes 1296 amino acids. NCBI's taxonomy places the organism in Eukaryota, Metazoa, Arthropoda, Insecta, Diptera, Drosophilidae. Gene Ontology annotation, molecular function: protein binding.
CACAGCGCAUCGUCUCGGCGGCGUCUAAUCGUAUCCGUGUCCGUGUGUUUAUUUACAUUUAUUCCUUGCUCAAGUUCAGUUUGUUUUGAGUUGUGUUUUCGUUGUUUUCUCGUUAUUUUUUUGAAGUUGCAAUGCCGGGCUGUCAACUUUAAUUCUAACAACAAUUAAAGAAACAGCAACGAAAAACGUAGGCACCGCAGCCUGAAGCAGUGUCAAAGCAGCAGCAACAGUUGAGGGCGGAAGCGGCGGCCAAAAACCGUAGGAAGAAGAUGUCAUUGACGAAAAAGGAUCCAUCGCUGCGUGUUGCCGCCUCCGAUCCGCAUCUGGUUAGCCUGGGCGGCGGUCGUUUGAGUACCGCCGUAACCAUACACUACAUACACAUUGGGGAUACGACAAUCGGAUCGGCCGGGACGUGCAGCAUCUCGUUGAAUGGAAGCGGAGUCCGGCCGCUGCACUGCACCAUCUACAGGAGCGACGCCAACGAGGUGACCCUGGUGCCGGAGCAGGAGGCGCGACUGCUGAUCGACGGCGCCCCCAUUCUGGAGGAGACAAAGCUCAGCCAGGGGGCGAUGAUCACCAUCGGCAACUCGAAUUACUUGCGGUUCAACAAUCCGGCAGAGGCGCAGAUGAUGCGCUCGGCCAUGGGCUCCAACGAGCGGAUUUCCAUGCCACAGAUCGACUUCACGCAGUCGGCGCGACAGGCCCACGAGCUGAGUCAGUCGCUGGAGCUAGAGUCCUUCUACGAGAGCAUCAUCAAUCCGAUCAAGCACUCUGAAGGGCUCCACUCCUCCGGCGGAUAUGAGCAGCAGCAGCUGGAGUGCCCGAAGGUCUUCACCUCCGACCUGGUCACCGUCAAUAUGCCCGCCAAGGAUGUGCUCGGUCAGAAGUAUGCGAGCUUUGCCCGCAAUCUCGCCGAGAACCAUCGCAACGAGAAGCAGAUGAAUAAUCAAUAUGCCAAAGGAGCAGGAGUCGGUAAUAAUUCCGGCUACUGGAACGUACCCACCAAUGCGGCCAUCUACAAGGAGCAGCAGCAGCAGCAGCACCAGCAACAGCAGCUGCUGCAUCAUCACCAACAACAGCAAUCCCAUCCGGAUCUGCUUACCAAGGUGAACAACGAUCGCUACGAUCGAUAUCCCAAGCCAGGCGGCUUCCAGAUCUACUCCAUGAAUGGCGUCAACAAUGACAUCAACAAUGGAAACGGGAGUGCAAAUGCUAGUGGAAGUGGAAGUGGAGGAGCUGAGCUGGAGGAUAUGCUUAAGAUCUGCACGGAGUAUGCGGACAGGAACACAUCUGCUGGUGCAGUGGCUCCACCUCCAGCUUCGCACAAUACAUCGAGCACCUCGAGCAUCACCUCGUCCCCGAUUGUGCAGAAUCGAAUCAAGACAAACGGCUCCCUGCCGCGUGACAAGAAGUCGCCAUUCCCCCAGCAGCCCAGUGGCGGGAGCGGCGGCAGCAGCACCACAAAUCUCUCGCUGCUGAGCAGCGCCUCGGGCUACGAGAAUGUACGUCUGCUAGGACCCAAUCGCGUGGAGAUCAAUGGGCAGCUGCAUGUGCCGGCCUCUGUGGCGGCGGCCGCCGGCACAGCGGGAAGCGGAGGAGCUGGCCCCAGUCCGGCGGUUCGAUCGAGUCACGAGAAUGUCAGUGGGAAUAUCAGUGGCGGGGCAAAGUAUGUGCCACAGAGCCCCAGGACAAAGAUACGCACCAACUGCAUGUCCCCCAAGAAGGAUGUGUCCUUUGGCAGCGCCUUUGCCCUGGCUACCGCCAACCAAUCGCCACCGCCAUCGAACGCCGGAGCAGGUCAAGCGAUGGUAAAGCCGCCGCUGGCACCCAAACCACCGGCACCCAACCAGCAACGGGACUAUGAGCAGCUCUUCAAGUCCUUUGAGCGCAAACAGCAGCAGCUGGACCGCCUGGUGCCGCCGGCCAAGCGCAGCAACAAGAAUGUCAACAAUCUCACCCUGAAUCUGAAUCCCGCCGAAUCGCUGUCGCAGUCGCCCAAGCCCAGCCGCAAGCCGGCGCCAGCACCGCGCAGCAUACACCUGGAGCAGCGCCAUCGCCGGGAGCUGAUCCAACGACGGAAACAGCUGAAAACGGAAUUGGCCGAGCUGCCGCCAUCCACCAGCACAGUGGACAAUCCUGAGAUGGAGCCGCAGCAGGUCGAGCAGCAGCAGGUGACGCCGAUGUCGCCGCGCCUGCAGCUUCAGGCCCUGCAGAACCGGAUACGCCGCCUGGAGGCCCAGAGGAACGCCACGCGCGUGAUGGAGGAGAAUCAGCAGGCAAAGCUAAAGCAAUCGAUUGAAAUGAAGCAGGAUCAGCUGAAAAAACUCCGGGCCAUGCUCAAGCAGAAGCCGAACAAUGCCUGCCUCAAGGAGGAGCUGCAAUUGGUGUGCGAAUCUCUGGAGAGUGAUCGCAAGACGUUCGAGGAUCUGGAGUUUCAGUACUUCGAAGAGGAGUCCGAGCAUCAUGCCAGCCACGAGGAGCUCAAGCGCCAGGAGCAACGCCUCACGCUUGAGUCAGAGCUGGCCGCCUUGCGCAUUCAGCUGGGCCCCGACGACGAAGAGCAGCAGCCCACCUCGCCAAAGAAGAGCGGAUCGGGAGCCGCAGCCGGACCCGCUUCCCUAGGCAGCAGCAGCAGCAAUCUGAUCAACGGCGUCAUGUCUCAGUCUCUAUUUGGAUCUGCGGAACUGCUCUGCCCCAAGCGACACCACCAGGAGGAUCUGAUGUCGAAGAGCGUGAACGAGAAUAUGUUCUACAACCACAAGAUCGAAGCCACCACCAGCACACCGAAGCGUCUGCCCCUGCAGCUGUACGAGGAUGGAGCUGCGACUGGCAGUGGGAGCUGUGAGCAAAUCAGCUUCAAUCUGUCGCUGCAAAGCGAUCGGUUCGAGGUGAAUCCCCUGGAACGUCGGGUGCCCUCGCAGGACGACAUCGAUCGCAUAUGCAAGGUGGCCAAUGAUGCACCCAUCUCGACCAGUCAGGGAGCCAGUACGAAGAUCUUUGACAGCUUCAAGGAAAUUGAACGAAACAGGAAACUUUUGCUGGCUCAGCAGGGUCAUCAGGUCAUUGAGCAUGAGCGACAAAAGAUGUACGACCUGAAGAAGAAAUGCCACGCAGAGGCACGCACCCAAUAUUUGCUAUCCACACAGCAGUCGAUGGAGCAGAAACAACUGGAGCAACAGCUCGAAACGGACGCCAACGGCGGCAAAGAUGCAAAAUUGUUUGAGAAAACGGAAUUGCAAAAGCUCAGCGGCCCUGAGGCGGAUGCAACGGAGGAGAAGGAGCAGCAACAGCAGCAGAAGCAGAAAGAACAAGAGCAGAAGACAAACAACGAUAAGGAGAAUAACGGUCAGAGCAGAAAGUCAAUCGGAAGCAGUCCCUCGGCCACAACAGCGACAACAACACCCCAACAGCAACGCCACUCGCAGCCAGAGCUAGAGCAUCAUGCCAUAGCGGUGGGCAUUGGAAGUGGCAGUGGAUCCACAGCCCAGAUGAUGGCUAGGAGUCCGCGUCCUCUGUCGGAGGCCAACAAUUGUGACGCAACAAUUGAGACGCCCAAGUUUGCCAACGGAAGUGGUGGUGGCAUGGAAUUGUCGGCCAUCGAAAACAAGAGGGCCAGCAGCAACAGCAAUUCCCAGGACACGGCAUCGGCGGGCAGUGGCAGUGGGAACAGCGGCAGCGGUGGCAGCACAGCCAGCGAACGGAAGCGCGCCCUGCCCAAACACCAGCGUCCCCUGACCCGCUACCUGCCCAUCUUCUCGCCAGACCUCAAUCUGAGGCAUCACAUUGAGACCGCUGGCCACCAGAUCGAUCUCUGUCCGCAUGUUUUUGUCGAUGCGCACAGUUGUCGCGGAUAUCUACACAAGCUGGGGGCCACGUUCCACGCGUGGUCGAGACGUUGGUUUGUCCUCGACAGGCAGCGCAGUGCCCUGAUCUACUACUCGGACAAAUCGGAGCGGAAGCCACGAGGCGGAGCCUACUUUGCAACCAUCGACGAGGUGUAUCUGGAUCAUUUGAAUGCCUCGAAGAGCGGCCGACCACAUUGCACCUUCAUUGUGAAGACCAAGAAGCGGAGCUACAACCUUCAGGCAGCCUCCGAUUCAGCGGCGCGCAUUUGGAUAGACGCCAUCAUCACGGGGGCCCAAGGAAAUCUGGAUUACUAAGGAGCCAGUACCCAGUUCAAACACUAAACUUUGCCCAGUGCCCACAGCAGCUGUCUCAGCUAUUGGAUGGCGAAUAUUUCUACACUAGCAUAAGCUCUAACUAACUAACUGAUGAACCCCAACCCCAUCACACACAAGAAAACUGUAGCUCUGUAAGACCAAAACAUCAACCUAUUUGGGGGGGAGGACCUGUAACAACACACAUCCUUUGAACGGGCAAUAAAUUAGAACUUUUACUUUUGGCGAACUAACGAAAUCCGAGAUUUCAGUACUGGACCAAAGUUAAGAAUGUAUUUUUUAUAUGGAAUAUACAUAUAUAUACUGUAUAUGAUAUGAUGUAUUUACUUUAUUUACUAUAUGUACUUGUAUGGCUUUUAAUUUUUUCACAAUCUAGCUAAGAACUCUAUAUAUUUUCUAUAGGACGAAAUGUGUGUACAAUACAAAAUAUGAAGAAAAGCCCAACGCUAAUAAAACAGCCAUUUCGUAGCCUAAUCAAACAGAUAAACACUUAAAUCACACUAACAUCCAUUUUGUACAACUACUACGAUAACGAGAGUAUUUACUUGUAAUAGCCAAAUGGAAUAGCCCCCCACAUGACACCUUUACACUAGAAGUUUCAUUGUGAAUUUACCUAUAUAUACAUACAUAUAUAUUUUGAUAACUGUAUAAUUGGAAGGAUCGAGAGAGGGACAAACCGUUUGUCCAGGACUAAGCCUAAGACUAAACAGAACUUGGAACGAUUUGCUCAGGCAGCUGGAAAGGAUAAUCAAAAA